AUGAGCAAUCUGCGGAAGAAAGUGAAGUUCUCACACGGCGGCGAUGAAGAAGGAGGAGGAGAAAAGAAGAGCAACAUGAACGUUGUCUCUUCUUCAUCUCUUAAACCAGAGACAUCGGAAAACUCAGAACAUUAUAAAAUUUUGUCAAAUUUUAAAGUGCUGACAGGGGAAAAACAUCGUGAUAAAUGGUUAGAAAGGCUGCUUCAAGCUAUUCAGUUUAUAUGUAACCUCCAUGACCAUUCAGAAACCACUGAUACUGAGAAAAAACAUACAAGUUUUUUACAGAAAGAGGAAAUAGGAAUGUUUCCAUGGCCUGAUGCUGUUGUUCCUGCUGUCGUUGCUCUUGAGAAGAUUGCACAUGACACCCUUUCUUCUGAUUUUCACAAGUAUAACCAGAAGAUGAGGCAACUUUUUUUCAAUCUAAAGAAAUACACUUUUCUAGCCCAACGUUUCUUAAUGGGAGAACUGGAGCCGUCACAGUUAUUGAACAUGUCUCCGAAUGAGUUAAAGGAGGGUGUCACAGCCGAAAAAUAUGCUAAGGAACAGACUGAAGAACCAAACAGGUUUCAGAUGACUGAAGCUAGUUGUGGGAGAUGCAUGGAGAAAAGAGUUGGUGUAAUAGACAUAAUCCAGAGUGGACGUGGCCAACGUUAUCAGGCAUGACAUUUUUCCAUUAAGAAA
Molecule: messenger RNA, 681 nt
Organism: Impatiens glandulifera
Lineage: Eukaryota; Viridiplantae; Streptophyta; Magnoliopsida; Ericales; Balsaminaceae
Exons: 5
Coding region: 1-663 (220 amino acids)
Biological process (GO): DNA-templated transcription
Source: RefSeq, a predicted model, not a curated record